ACGACGCCAUGCGGGAGUCAGUAUAAGCGCUCGGGUUGUAGGUGAAAGGACCUCAAUAACGAGUUCCAGCCCGAUCCGGGUUGCUAAUUAUGCCAGGCGGCGAGGGGUCCGACUCCUCGAUAAAUUCAUUAACAAACGUUAAUAACAAUGAAUCGCGUUUGCCUACGGCCAGUGAGUCUGUUAUCAACAAUGACAGCUUGUGCGCGGAUGAUUGUGGUGAUAACGCGAUGACACUCGGUGAUGGGGUCAGGAGGCGAAAGGUCAUAAGGGCUGCUAAAGAAACACUCGAUAAGGCUUCGAGGCUGCUGAGGCGAAAGAUACCAUGCACUGGUCAUUUGAUGACUCCCCGCCGCCUAUGGAUCCAAAAGGUUCCAACUCAAGAAUGCGAUGUAGUAAUGUUGUUUCCAAAUGGCGCUAAUGACGAAAUACUAAUGUGGUUAUUAGGAAGAUUACGUGCUGGAACUCCAGGACUUGUAGUCCACGUUCGACAUCACACGUCAUCUGAUAGCUACGGAUUUUAUUUAACUGCACCCUUCCCUGUAUUAUUGAAGGCUGCAGAAGAAGUUCAUUUACCAAAAGCCCUAAGACAAGAGUACGGCGGAGGAUUGAAAGAAUUUAUCCACACUGAGAUAAAUUGUUUUGAAGGAAGUGACGACCAGACACUUUUUUUUACCACACAAGAGAGACAAUCUCUGGUGUUACAUCUUCUUCAUACUUUACGAGCGACUCACCAAGAUUUAUCAAGUCUUCCGGGUGUUAAAUUAGUCGAAGGUCAAGCUAUCAUACCCAAGUGUAUUUCUGCGGGCAUUAUUUCCCAGGUGUUUCCAUUACACGAACUUCCGGCUCUAGAAAAAUUACAAAAGAGCUGGGUGAGAGCCUUUUUAAGUCCGCAGCCGCUGGACGAAAUUUGUAAUUAUUUUGGCGUUAAAAUAACUAUGUACUUUGCGUGGCUGGGACACUACACUACUGCGCUUGUGGUUCCUGCUGCAGUGGGUGUCAUAUAUUGGGUCGGCAUCAUUGGCAGGAAUCAAGCAGUAGAAGAUGUGGCCUAUGUUCUUUUCUCGAUUUUCAAUGUUAUCUGGGCGACUGCGUACUUGGAAACUUGGAAACGUAAAGGCGCAGAGCUGGCCUACAAAUGGGGUACAUUAGAUCAACGGGACGAUUUACUUGUAGAACCACGGCCUUUGUUUGUCGGAACGUUGCAAGUAUCGCCCGUUACCGGAAGACUCGAACCCACGUACCCUAAUUGGAAACGAAAUGCCAUCCGUUACUGUAUCACCGUUCCGGUUAUCGCAGUCUCAUUAUUUUUCGUCUUCAUCGUCAUGAUACUGAGUUUCCAGAUCCAGGACUGGUGGGAUGCUAAAUUGGAGGCUGCUGGUUACGGCUUCUGGUUGAGUUACGUCCCAAAAGUGCUUUUAGCGAUAGUGAUAGCAGUGAUGGACGAAGCGUACUUCAAAAUAGCCGUUUGGUUAAAUGAUUUGGAAAACUAUCGACUUGACACCGAGUACGAGAACCAUCUGAUCUACAAAGUGGCCCUGUUUCAGUUUGUCAACUCAUUUCUCUCGUUAUUUUACAUCGCGUUUUAUCUCCAAGAUCAAGAAAGACUAAAGGAACAAUUGGCGGCACUACUGAUAGCACGGCAAGUGAUAAGUAAUUUGAAGGAAUCAGCGGUCCCAUACCUAAUCGAGCAAUUGCGACUAGCGCGACUCAGUUUCGAGAUGUUCGGGGCCUUGAGUCCCAGCGAAGCGCGAUCGCCACCAGAAGACACCAGUCCGUCGACGAAACCUGCAGAGGAGGCGACAGAAAAUCAGAAGCCCGAUAAUAAGGACGACAAGGCAAAGCAACAGCAGCUUCGGACCAUCAGCCAAGCGGAAUUGGAGAGUUCACUGUACCGAAUUCAGGCGAUCAAAAAGUACGACGGCGCAUUUUCCGAGCACUUGGAAAUGCUAUCGCAGUUGGGCUACGUGUGUUUAUUUUCAUCGGCGUUUCCUUUGGCGGCGAUGGCAGCAUUACUGGGUAAUUUAUUGGAAUUACGCGGUGACGCUUUUAAACUUUGUUUUGUGUUGCAACGUCCGUUUGGUCGACGGGUAUCGAGUAUUGGUACUUGGCAAAACGCAAUGGAAGCAAUGGGUUUAGUAGCAAUUUUGGUGAAUUGUGCCCUAAUUGGUCUGAGUGGUCAAGUGCAGCGCAUGUUUCCCGAGAUGUCAGCGACGCAAACAAUCCUUCUUAUCGUCGCCCUCGAGCACAUUAUGUUAGCAAUUAGAUUCAUAAUAAUCUGCGCGAUACCCGACAUUCCAAGCUGGGUCGCUACAGAAAUGGCCAAGGUUGAAUUUCUGAGGCGCGAGGCUGUCCGAAGGCUGUCAUCAACACCGUCCCCGGACCAACAGGCACAGACGGUUAUAGGGAGGUUCGUGGUGAGUCCAGCAGACGGUGAAAGCGAUGCCGAAGCGGCCCUCAUCAGCCAGGCUGGGUCCCACUCGGAGAAAAAUGGAGCGAGUCAGGAAGGGACACCUGCUGACACGGGAACGUCUUCAGCGAUCCACACCCCAAGCAGUCCACCGACACCCGGGGUAUCCGCGAUGCCUAAAAUAGCAGCGACGCCUCCAGCUCUGGAGACACCUGGUAGUAUUGGCAGCACCAGCGACUCCGGAAGUCUCUUCUCAGCGAGCUUCAACACCAGCACUACUCGCGAGUCUCAUAAUACUCCUAGAUGUUCGAUUCCCGGUGGAGAGCGGGGUCGGCGAUCUCGAGACUGGCUGACGAGUGAUCGUGACUCAUCAUCACCUGGUGCUGAUCAGUACAGCCAUCACUUGACUAUCGGUCCCCAUGGCGGAGUGGACUGGGUGAGGAAACUUGGACUCGAUGGAUCUGCUGGACGUAAGUCCAGUGAUUCGGAGAUCACUGGGGCUCCGGAGAGUAACGUCGAGGAUUUGACUCUUCAUCGAUCCACUGACUGCAUUGUGUCUAAAGAAUUGGCCUCGUCAUCGGACAGCGAUCUUCUGAGGUCAGCGCCUCCAUGGAUGCAAACCCACCGCAAUCAAAAAUUCCGGUUCUCGCCUGAGAAAGAAAAAGCCCGAGAACGUGACCGACAUCAUUCGGGAUCUCAAUCCGUACAAUUGUCACAUCAUUUACAGUUACGUGAUACGGAUUCACGUGAUCGUAGGUCUUCAGGUCAUGAAUCAAGCGGUGGAUUAUCCAGUGGAGGGCCAGGAAAUGACAAAGGAGCUCACGGGAUUGGCGCGGCAGGGCUGUCUGAUUCGACACGUACUAUUUCUAGUCAGGAGGAAGAAAAACCAUCGAAGGAAGACCGUGAAGCUAAAAAGACACGUGUUAAGCAGAGUCUGAUGAAACGCGCACGUUCGGUGGCGAUAUUUUCCCUUAAAUUAAAAGAACGACGGGCCAGAGAGGCUGAGGUUAAGGCCAAAGAGGCUGAGAGAGAAGCAAGAUGGCAACAGCCCCAAUCUUGCGUCGGGGGUGAAUUGUCUUGUAUACCCAUUGAGAAACUCAUAUCCGUUGAUGAUAUUGCCGCGAUGGAAGGUCGUAGAAUGAACCAUUAGUUUAUUUUUAUCAUUGAUUUUAUUUUAUGGUUUUGAUAAAAGGUGUUAGUUUAGGAAUAGCAAUAAGGAAUUUUUUGAGAUUUUUUCCAAGUGAUCCAAGGACUUUCAUGGAAUUUUUUUAAAUAUCAUUUAUUUUUUGACUUUUCAAAAAAAAUUAUUUUUAUACGA
Messenger RNA from Microplitis demolitor, 3725 nucleotides. RefSeq names its product anoctamin-8 (gene wwk). The record is from RefSeq and is a predicted model, not a curated record. Gene Ontology annotation, molecular function: chloride channel activity. Gene Ontology annotation, cellular component: plasma membrane. The transcript is spliced from 17 exons. The coding region runs from base 90 to 3557 and encodes 1155 amino acids. NCBI's taxonomy places the organism in Eukaryota, Metazoa, Arthropoda, Insecta, Hymenoptera, Braconidae. Gene Ontology annotation, biological process: chloride transmembrane transport.